AUGCCUGUUUCCAAAAUCGUCACCAAUCCCUACUUCUCUUUCAUUACACCCGAAAAGCUCAUUAAAGUUGCUCCUAGUCUUGCUACCUGGGGUGCUGCUGCUGGUUCUGCUGUUCUUCUCUUCGGUUCUGAUGUUCCCUUAGUAAAGAAGGAUCUCUUGAGCAAGAUUCCCAUUGCUGGAAAAUACUGGACUGUCCCUGAAGAUAACUAA
Messenger RNA from Rhizopus microsporus ATCC 52813, 210 nucleotides. RefSeq lists its product as uncharacterized. Gene Ontology annotation, biological process: mitochondrial electron transport, ubiquinol to cytochrome c. The transcript has 2 exons. The record is from RefSeq and is a predicted model, not a curated record. NCBI's taxonomy places the organism in Eukaryota, Fungi, Mucoromycota, Mucoromycetes, Mucorales, Rhizopodaceae. The coding region runs from base 1 to 210 and encodes 69 amino acids.